CCUCGGGCUCGCUCCGCCUUUUCUGCCCCCCACCCCCACCUCACGGGUACGGGCCAUUCCCGGCCAGGAAACGCCGUGGCGCCGCGUUGGGCCUAACUCGAGUCUCGCUGCCUCCCGGGAGUGCCGUGCGCCGCAGCCCGGGCCCAGGCCCCGGCAGCGCCUGGGUCAAGGAUUCCUCAUGUCCGUAACAUGUUGGCUGAGGCUCUGCAGUUCACCCCCACUCUUUGAGUGGUCAGUCUCCAUUAAUUGGACCCCGUGAUUCCCACCUUCUGCUGUCUUGGACGUCAUGAGCAUUGCAAUCCCUCUGGGAGUCACCACACCAGAUACUUCCUACUCAGAUAUGGCUGCUGGAUCAGAAAAGGAAGUGGAAGCCCCCUACCUUUCAAGACGAAGUGGCACUACACCAGGAUGUGAAAGUCCAGCGAAAGAGACCCAAGGGGCCUAGGGGGCAGCACACCCCCAGAAGCCAAGUCUAUUCCAGGCAGUACCAGGGAUUAGGGUCUGGGCUGGAAAAAUCCUGGUGUUUUGAAUAUGUUCAGGUCCAGUUCAGACUCUUGAUCCCACAGCCACUUCUUGAGUGAGACUUGCACAUGAAGUGCAUAUGUUCAUAUUUACCCAGUUUGGAGAUGGGUAAGAUAUAACCAACAUAGCUCCAUCUCCAUGGCCAUCUUUUAUUUCAUGCAACUUUUUUUUUCUGUCCCACAAAAAGCUUCAUUUCUAAUAAACAACUUUCUUAUUUCACCCCAUGUGUUUAAUGGUAUAAAAUCCCCUACAUAAAAAUAUGUACAGCCCUUUGAAUUACUUACCUAGUAACAUACAUAGUCAAUAACAAUGUAUAAAUCCAUUACUUUCUUUUAACUGUCCAUCAUAGAAACUAAAUUCUACCUUCAUUUUAUUAAUGCUUGUCUGCCUUUGGUUUCAUUUAGGAAACCCUACCUGUUUCCUAACACUCAGCCAAUUGCCUCAGUGACCCAUGUUCAAAUCAUCCUUUUCUCAAGAAUACUUACCUGCAUUCUUGAUAUCCCCUUCCAGCCACCCCACUGCCAAUUCCCAAAGUGCAUGCACCUCACUAACAGAGAAUACUUUCCUCUGUCUAAGUUCCUCACCUAGAAAUGACCUUUGCUGUUAUUAAUAAGACCCCUUCUCACAGUUGUGGACCAUAAAACUAGGGUAUCCUGUCUUGGUAGUGAAUGGAAGAGGGCCUGGUCCCUGGGGCAGUGCAGAAGGCACUUUCAUCAUCUCACUCACUGCAAAUGUCAUGUGAGGUUUCAUGGAAGUAUUAAGAGAUCCAAUUAAGAAGAAUAGUUCUGAGUCUAAACCAGCCCAGAGUGGCUUCUCUAGGGGAAACUCCCCGCUCUGCUGCCCUGAAUCUGUGGAGGCUAGUCCAGCAGUUAAUGAGAAGAGCGUGUAUUCCACUCAUAAUUAUGGGACCACUCAGAGGCAUGGGUGUCGAGGACUGCCUUAUGCUGAUCAUAAUUACGGAGCCCCUCCUCCUCCGACACCUCCUGCUUCUCCCCCUGUCCAGACGAUCAUCCCUCGUUCUGACCUGAAUGGCCUGCCGUCGCCCGUAGAGGAACGCUGUGGAGACAGCCCGAACUCUGAAGGAGAGACUGUUCCUACCUGGUGUCCUUGUGGUCUUUCUCAGGAUGGCUUCCUUCUCAACUGUGACAAGUGCAGGGGAAUGAGCAGGGGGAAGGUUAUUAGACUUCAUCGGCGGAAGCAGGACAACAUAUCAGGUGGGGAUAGCAGUGCAACAGAAAGCUGGGAUGAGGAGCUUUCUCCUUCCACUGUGUUGUACACAGCAACACAGCACACACCUACAAGCAUCACCUUAACUGUUAGAAGAACCAAACCCAAGAAGCGGAAAAAGAGUCCAGAAAAGGGUCGUGCAGCACCAAAGACGAAGAAGAUCAAGAAUUCUCCCUCGGAAGCACAGAAUUUAGAUGAAAAUACCACUGAGGGCUGGGAAAAUCGGAUAAGACUAUGGACUGAUCAAUAUGAAGAAGCUUUCACUAAUCAGUACAGUGCAGAUGUACAGAAUGCCCUUGAGCAACAUCUCCAUUCUAACAAGGAAUUUGUGGGCAAACCUGCAAUUUUAGACACUAUUAAUAAAACUGAACUGGCCUGUAAUAAUACAGUAAUCGGUUCCCAAAUGCAGUUACAGCUGGGAAGAGUCACUCGUGUUCAAAAGCACCGGAAAAUCCUGAGGGCUGCAAGAGAUUUGGCUUUGGACACUCUUAUAAUAGAAUAUCGUGGGAAAGUCAUGUUACGACAACAAUUUGAGGUCAAUGGGCAUUUCUUUAAAAAACCAUAUCCCUUUGUGCUCUUCUACUCAAAAUUCAAUGGUGUAGAGAUGUGUGUCGAUGCUCGUACUUUCGGUAAUGAUGCUCGGUUCAUCAGAAGAUCAUGUACACCAAAUGCAGAGGUGAGACACAUGAUUGCAGAUGGGAUGAUUCACUUGUGUAUCUAUGCCGUAUCUGCUAUCACCAAGGAUGCAGAAGUCACCAUUGCAUUUGAUUAUGAAUAUAGUAACUGUAAUUACAAAGUGGACUGUGCUUGUCACAAGGGAAACCGGAAUUGCCCUAUACAGAAAAGAAAUCCCAAUGCUGCAGAAUUGCCACUCCCACCUCCUCCUAGCUUUCCCACCAUUGGAGCAGAGACCAGACGUAGAAAAGCACGGCGGAAAGAGCUGGAGCUGGAGCAGCAAAAUGAGGUUCCAGAAGAGAAUCCUGACCCGCAACCACAAGAAGUUCCAGAAAAAGUAACUGUAUCCAAUGAGCAUGAGGAAGUUGACAAUCCAGAAGAAAAACCAGAAGAAGAAGAAAAAGAAGAGGCUACAGAUGACCAGGAGAACUCUGCUCAUAGCAGAAGGACUCGAGAAGACCGAAAGGUUGAAGCCAUCAUGCAUGCUUUUGAAUCUUUAGAGAAGAGAAAGAAACGGCGGGAUCAGCCUGUAGAACAGAGCAGCUCGGACAUAGAGAUUACUACUAGCAGUUCAGAGAUAGUAGUUGGAGAAGAGACAAAAACUGCAGCCCCUGAGUCUGAAGUUAGCAGCCCUGUUUCAAAUGUUGCUAUCCCAAGCACCCCACAGAGCACUGGUGUGAAUACUCGGAGGUCCUCCCAUGCUGGGGAUGUAGCUGCAGAAAAGCCAAUCCCUAAACCACCUCCAGCUAAGCCUUCUAGACCCCGACCGAAAAGUAGAAUUUCUCGGUACCGGACCAGUUCAGCCCAAAGACUAAAACGCCAGAAGCAGGCCAUUGCACAACAGGCAGAACUGUCGCAAGCUGCCUUGGAAGAAGGAGGAAGUAACAACUCAGUAACUCCUCCUGAAGCUGGAAAUACAGACAGUUCAGGAGAGAACAGACAGCUAACAGGGUCUGACCCAACUGUGAUAUCAGUUACUGGAUCCCAUGUCAACCGUGCUGCAUCUAAAUACCCCAAAACCAAAAAGUAUCUAGUUACAGAAUGGUUAAAUGACAAGGCAGAGAAGCAAGAAUGCCCUGUUGAGUGUCCUUUGCGUAUCACCACUGACCCAACUGUGUUGGCAACAACCCUGAACAUGCUACCAGGUCUUAUUCAUUCCCCAUUAAUUUGUACCACCCCCAAACACUACAUUCGCUUUGGCUCACCCUUUAUGCCUGAGAGGCGUCGAAGGCCCCUUCUGCCUGAUGGCACAUUCAGCUCCUGUAAGAAGCGCUGGAUAAAGCAAGCCUUGGAAGAAGGGAUGACUCAGACUUCAUCUGUGCCCCAAGAGACUAGAACACAGCACCUAUACCAAAGUAAUGAGACUAGUAAUUCUUCUAGUAUCUGUAAAGACAAUGCAGAGGAAGAGAAAGAUCUCGAGUCAGGGAUCAGUUUUCCCAGGACGACAAAGAAGGAACUAGACAGUGUACAGAUAACAGCAGAAAUGGUUAUAAAAAAGGUUAGAUACGUUUAACGUAGUAAGUUUAGGAAAUAUUUAUUUGUACUUAUAAGGGGAGACAGUAGAAAGUGGUGGAACACUUUCAAGGGGAACAGUUGGAACUGUUAAGUGGCUUGUUGGGUGGGAUCUGACUAAAGGGGCAGGAAAUAAUGGCAUCCUUGAGGAAUCAUUGUUGUUUUGUUUUUUUUCAAAAGAACUUGCCUCCCAGAACUAUAAAAUUUCUGACUAAGACAUAAAGAUAUGGGCCAAAUGGCUAUGAAAAAAGGACCUGAUCAUUGUCUUUUACAGUGUUCUGUUUCAGACUUCUAGCUGAAAUUAUUGGUAUAUUGACUUAUGAUAUCCUAUUUGUUUGUUUACUUAUUAGACAGGGUUUUUCUGUUUAAUCUAAGCUGGUAUCAAACAUCCUCUCUGGUACUCAAAUUCGGAUCAGUUUUCUGAAUAUUGUAUAAUCAAAAAAUGCUGUAACUGGAUACAAUGAUACUUAGGAUCCUAGUACUUGGAAGACAAAAUAAGACAAGAGGAUUGCUGCAAGUUCAAGACCCUCCCUGUCUCAAUAAGAAACAACAACAACAAAAUUUACCAACACAGAUUAGUUACUAAAACUCACUUUUAGUUUUGCUUUGGUUUAUUGGAUAAAGAGAGGUGUUUGUGGGGUUUUUUUUUUUAAACCACCAUUUUUUGACUUGCUGAGUAUUUAUGAAGCUGAAUUUAAAAGAAUUUUGUAAGUAAUUGCUUUAUAUUAAAAUUCUUAGGUUUUAAUCUGUUCACCUAAUGAGACAGAUUCAUUCAGGUUUAGUUUAAUAAAAAUUUUAAGGCAGCUUUGAAUUGUGUCAACUUACAACUUUAAGAGUAGCUGAAUUAGACUAUGGUGUGUGUAUGUGUGUGUGUGCGUGCAUGUACGCGCCUUCCUCUAUCUGGUGGGUAUGUUGCACACAUAUACACAUAUAUAGUUGAUUUGGAGAACAGACUGCAUGUCCUGGCUGUCACACACUCAGAGAGAACUUGUCCUUGUUACUACAUACCCUCAGUGGAAUAGAAUUAGCACUGUUAGUCAUCAACUUGUAUUACAUUUCUAUUCUUCUCUCCAGCAAGCUGUGAGAAACAUUGUUAGAAAACACCUUGCCCUUAAGUAUCAAUAUAAACCAAAGGAAAGCAUUACAUAAAGAGAUUAAUGGCACAGAAUUACUGUUUGUUGAGUUUUAAAAGUUUUGUUUACAACAAUAUGGAGGAAAGUUGAUGAAGAAAGUGAAGAGAUGUGUUGACACAGAUAAAAAUAUCAAAUAGACCUUUAUUUGAGGUCUAGUUUUCUAUCCUGUGUGAUGUUACUAAAUGUCUCUGAAUUUCACCUGUAAGUGCCUGCUUCAUAAGGUUAAUAAGAAAUUGAAUAAUUUUUACUAAGUGCUUAGUUCAGUAUCAGACCCAUAUCUGAAUUACGGCUGUCAUUCUACAUAGAAUACUCUUUCUUGUCACAUAUGAACUACCUAGAUUAAAGAUGAUAAAUUCUUCCACUGGUGUGGUUGUGCUUAAUGUGUACAAUACCAGUAAUCAAGACUGAUGGAAAAAUCUUGGUUUUCAGGCCAGUCUGGGCUGUAUAGUAACUCUAUCACAAAAAGAAAAGUCAAAGGAUAUUAAAAGAUAAAAUUGAAUAAAAAUAAGAUGUAUUACCAUUGACAUAAAGAAGAGAUCAGAUAUUCAUUUGUAAAUAACAUGAAUAUAUCCCUAGAAAUACCUUAAUAAUCAACUGAAAAAUUCAGAACUAAUAACAGUUGAAUAAAAUCCUUGGUUAGAAGUAAAUAUCCCUUAAAUACUUAAGAAAAUGAAUGAAAACAGGUUUUUGUCAUCCUCAUUUUUAGCAAAGCUAAGAAACUACCUGAGAAUUUUCAUACUUGGAUAUGUGAUGCAAACUAUUAUUGAGAAAUACUUUGCAAGUUUGAGCAUAAAGGAAAUUCUGUAUUCAAUAAUUGGAUGUAUAAUAUUCUUUCUACUCCUAUGGUUUCCUAGAGCCAUCUUUAAAAUUUUGAUUUUAAGUUCAUUAAAGUUUUUAAAAUAAACCUUGGAAGGGUAAUAAGUACUUUGCUGAAAAUACACACCUAGUUUUCAUGGGACACUCGUGGUUAAAUUAUCAUGGCGAAUGAGAAUACGGAACUGAAUAGCUAGACUAGGCUUUGAAAUAGGGGCAUGGUAAAUUGCUCUAAAAAGAAAAUUGCUUUCUAAAAAGAAAAGUUUUCAGUUACUUGGGAGAUUGUAAAGUGAUUGGAUCUUUUGCCAAUGCAAAUUCUAAGUGAACUCAAAUACUUUUUCUUACAAUUUUUUGGGUUCUUUGUGUUUUGUGGUUGGUGUGUUUGGGUUUGUUUCUUGAGACAGGUUUUCACUAUGUAAUCCUGGCAAGCUUGCUUGCCAUCUUCCUGCCUCACUCUCCUAACUGCGUGUACCACCACACCCAAUACCCUAAUUCAAAUAGUAUUAACUCUUGUUUCUGUGAUCAUGCUGACUUUAAGUUAAUAUAGUAAGAAAGGAUUUUCAGUAAAAAAAAUAUAUAUAUAACAAUAUUCCAAUUGUCUAUUCAGAUUCAUUAUGUGCUUUAAAGAUUUAUUCUUAAGCUCACUAGUUCUAGCUAUUGUACAAGAUAUAAAAACCAAAUAUUUAGGUACAAAAAUAUUUAUAAUUACUAGUAGCUCCAAGUUAUAUUUUUAAAUAUAAUUCUUAAAAUUAAAUUUAAAUUUUUUAAUUUAUAAAAUUAUAUUUAAGCAUAAUUUUUAAAAGCCAGAACUCCAACUGAUGAGAGAGUAAUAGAAAUUGUUAUUUGAUCUUUGUUCAUAUAUAAGAUCUUGAUAGUUUACACUGACAUUGGCAUUUUUAAAAAUUGUGUGUGCAUGUACUUGGUGGGAGGGUGAGCUCGCGCGCGUAUGUGCGCCUGCUCACUCCCACACAUUUAUACACUUGAUAUUUCAUAUAGGAUAACUGACAGAACCUUCUACCUUGUAGGUCUUGAGAAUUGAGCUUAAGUAAUCAUAAUCAGCCUUACCAGCAAGCCUUCACUUUCUGAGCCAUCGAAUGGGCCCUUUUAAUUUGAAUUAUUAAUUUGAGGUUGUUGCUCAAUGAUAGUACUUGCCUAACAUGAGAAAAACCCUUGGUUUGAUCUCUGGUUCCACAGUUUUUUAAAUAGUUUAGCUUUGUUUUAUCAAAUUGAUUUAAGACCACAAAAAAAAAAAAAGGAUAGCAUUACAUGUAAAUUAGAUUUACUUAUCUUCUUGAAUCUUGAAGAGAACUAAAGGAUAAUUAUAUGACCUAUUCUCUCAUAACUAUAAAGUUGGCUUGAUAAUUGUUUUUUAACAUUUGAAAUGGAGAGAAGAAUGUAACAGCCAUUCAUGAAUUUGAUAAUAAAUUAUCAUGCUAUAAUUUUUUAAUGAAUUUAUCUUAAAAGAUGAGCUCUCAAGCUAGGCCUUUGAUCACAGCACGCGGGACAGAGACAGGCAGAUCUCUGGAAGGAAGCCAACCUGUUUUACAGAACAAGUUCUAGAACAGCCAGGCCUUCAGAAACCCUGUCUCAGAGGGGCACCGAAGUAAGCUAUCAAAGCUAAGAAAAUGGCUUAGUGGGCAAGAACACUUUCUUUAUAAGCCUAAAGACCCACAUUUGAACAAAUUGAAUUCCCAGAAUCCAUAUUUUAAAAGCCAGGCAUGGAUUCAUAUUCCUGUAAUAACCACUUUGGGAGGUAGAAACAGAGCUUGGUGGCUAGCCAAAAUAGUGAGGUUCAUAUCCAGUGGGAGACUGUCUCUAGGUACAAAGUGGAAGCACUAACAUAAAACAUCUAAUGUCCUCUGGCUUCUGCAUGUACCGGUACACUCCCAACCACACAUAGAUUUGCACACAUAUGCCACACACUACCAGAAUUAAAAAACCAUAUGUGAAUUAUCAGGUUACUCCACUGUUUUAUUAUUAUUUAACAUAUUCUGGAGUUUUUAGCUAUAAGCAUACUUGCCUCUUCCAAAGGGAAAGGAUGUAUAAGUACUAGUAAAGAGGGGUGACUGUCAUCAUAUGCAAGUAAUACAGUUAGAUUCCUAGAACAGCUGAGAAAAUUGGCUGGAACCAAUAUGUAAACAUUUCAUUAUAACAUUAAGAUGGACAAAUGGAGAACAUGGGAAACGAAGGCUCUCGGUUAUGAGGAGGGAAUCAAGGCUUGAAUAGCUAAAAGAAAUCAUGCAUAGUCAUUGGUGAGGGUGGUCUCCCCGAGUUAUAUUACCAAAGUACUGAGAUUAGAUUGUCUAAUUAUUAUACUUCAUUGAUAAGAAUAUUGUGCUAGUCUUUCCAGAAAUAUUUUGGAUAGAGUUGGGAACAUUUCUAGCCAAUUUUUAAAAAGACGAAAUAUCAGUAUUGCUAGAUGUGGUAUGUGCCUAGAAUCUAGUACUGGAGAGGCUGAGAAAGAAAAACACAAAUUUGAGGCCAACCUAGGCAACAUUACAAGACUCUGUCUCAUCACUAGGGGGGAGAGCAUUGUAGCUCAAUAUUAAAGUACUUUCCUAAAAUAUACAAGGACCAAAAAAAUGUAUAAUAAUAGUCUAAUGGAGAAAAGAUUCUUUUUAAUUCAAUGAAGAAAGAUAAGAGUUGUUCAAAGGUAGUAGGCAUUUGCUACUAGAAAGGUGGGGUAGGAAUCAAUGCUCUAAAGUUAAUUGUGCAUACUUCUUCCUUAAGAGUUUAAGUAUAACUUAGGGGGCCAGGGGGAUGACUCAGUGAGUAAAAGCGCUUGCCACUCAAGCCUGAGAAAUUCAGAUUCCAGAACCGUGUAAGUGUGACUAAUCCCAGCACUGCUGUGGCAAGAUGAGAUUGUGGAGACAAGUGAAUAGGCCAGAGGAACACAAGACAGCUAACCUGGAAUAUGGUUUUCAGUAGAGGCUCUGCUCCAACAAGGAGUACACCAACUCUGGCCUCCACACUUUAGGUAAUACAAACAUGGACACAUUUUUUUUUUCUUAAGUGUAAAUUAGGGAAGGACUAUAACUAAGUGGUAGAGUGCAUACACAGCAUGUGUGGUUGUCCCUCAGUUCAUUCCUCAAACAAGAUAGUAUUGGUGCUUUAUACAUACUGUCCCAAAACUUCAACAGUGAGUACUGUUGCAGCCUAGACUACAUUCUGGGCCUCAGUGAGAGACACAAAACAUAAACAUACUGACUUAUAGACAACCUAGGCUCAAUCAACCCUUGAGACCCCCAUGGUAAAGGAGAAAAUCAACUCACCAAGUUGUUCUUUGACUUCCAACUGCAUGGCACAGCCUGCAUGUAUGCAUACACACACACACACACACACACACACACACACACACACACACACACACGCGAAAUAAAAUAUUUUUAAAAACUAAAGAAUUAAAUGUUAACCUAAAGGUUAAAACUAAAGGCCAAUGGGUGGUAUUUUCAUAGUUCAGGGAUAGAAUUGCAAGUUCGUUAGUUAGAUUCAUUCUGCUAAUUAAAGCCAUUAAAACAGACGAUUAAAAAAACAUCUUUAGAUUUAAUUUUUGUAUAUGAGUGUUUUGACUAUACAUAUGUAUGUGUACCACAUGUUUGCGUGGUGCCAAUGGAGUUCAGAAGAGGGCAUUACAUUUCCUGAAAUUGGAGUUAUAGAUGGUUCUGAGCUGCCAUGUGGGUGCUAGCAAUUGAACCUGGUUUUUCUGUAAGAGUAGACAGUGUUCUUAAUCACUGCCAUCUCUCCAGCCCUGUUAAAUACAUUUUAAAAACAAACUAGCCAACGGUGGUAGCACAGGUCUUAAUCCUAGCACUUGGGAGGCAAUAGCCAACCUGGUCUACAAAGUGAGUUCUGGGACAGCCAAGGCUACACAGAGAAACUCUCUUAGAAAAGCCACUUUAAAAGAGAGAGAGACUGGGGCUGGAGAGAUGGCUCAGUGGUUAAGAGCAUUGACUAUUCCAGAGGUCAUGAGUUCAAUUUCCAGUAACCACAUGAUGCCUCACAACCAUCUGUAAUGGGAUCUGAUGCCCUCUUCUGGUGUGUCUGAAGACUGUGAUCAUGUACUCAUAUAUAUAAAAUAAAUCUUUUUUUUAUAAAGAGAAACUGAAAAGGUCAAUUUUUAACUCUUAAAACCAGCAUACUGAUACAGUGUAAGCUAGACAUUGCAAAUCAUUCACACAAUUAAAUACAGAGGUAGUAAGCAUGUGUAAGUGUGGAUGUACAUGCAUGGAGACCAGAGGAAUUGAUCAGGUAUUUUGUUCUUCAUGCUGUUUUGAAACAUUGUCUCACUGAACCUCCAUUAGGCUGGCAGCCAGCAAGCUCCCACCCCAGCACUGGAGUUACAGGCUAAAGUACAGCUAUAGCUGGCCUUUCGUGAGUAUUGGUGAUUCAAACUCACAUUCUCAAGCUUGUUCAACUCCCACCUUAAAGUUGAGAGAGAGAGAGAGAGAGAGAGAGAGAGAGAGUCCUGUAGUUGUCCUAACAAAUAAGUAGAGAAAAGUUUUUUAUCAUAGUAGACUCAACAAUUGCAAUACAGGAAAAUACUUAAUAAUUCAACAUAGGUUAAAUUUUGGCAAUACUAAUGUCACAUACCCAUUUUUAAAAGGUAUUCAUAAAUCGGGUAUGCUAACACAUGCCUGUGACAGGAGGAUGCUAGUUUGAAGCUAGCCUGGAUUACAUGGCCACUUCAAGGACAGCUUAGUUUACAAUGAUAGGAUCCUAUUUCAAAAACAUGCUACCACCAAAGAAAGAAACAUACAAAAAUUUAUUCACUAACAGAAAUUUCUGGGAAAUCAUUUUAAUUUAUGUAUAUAUAAUGGGUAGCAUGGGUUUAAAUGUAUGAGUUUGCAUAAUCUUGAGCAGUAUUGAGGCAGGGUUUUAAAAAAUGAGUGUGUAUGUUAAUAUAUAUUUGACAACUAUACCAAAAAGAAAACAAAUAGCAAAGACUACCAACUGACCUUUAGGCAAUCGCUGGGUUUUUAAAUAUAGCAUCUUAAGUGUUCAUUGAAUAUCAAAUAUAGAUCACAUUCAUUUAUGUAGUAAUUCCUCCUAGUUUUCCUACAGUAAUACACAAAAUGUAUUUAGCAGUUACAUUGUUGAACCCUCAGUACAGAGUUCUUAAAGAUUGGCUUUGAAGUCUUUAGAAAUGCUUAAAAAUUAUUUUACAGAUUAGUCUUGAAUUACAUGUUUAUUUGUUUGUUUUGUACCUAGGCACAUUAAAAAGGAUAAAACAUCACAUGCUAUAAAGAACAAGAGGAAAAGUAUUCUUUCAAUGUAGAGAAAUGAAAAAUCCUAAGAAACAAAAAAAAAUUUAUUUAAACAUAUCAGUGCCUCACACCUUUAUAUUGGCUACUUUCCUAACUCCAGUAGGUUUGCACUUGGAGUUACAUCACCAGAGAAAUCUUCCUAAGCACAUCCCUGAUCUCGGGCCACAUUUGCCUGGCAUGAUUGUCGUUGUUUGCACCAAGCCAUGGUGCUACAGUUUAGCAUGCUUUUAUUAAGACCAUUUGCCGAAUGACUGGAGAUGAAUGGCCAAUUGGUAAAAGUGCCAGUCUAAGGUAUAAAAUGCCCCAGAUUUGAUCUCCAGCACCAUAUGAGGCAGGUGACCAUGGACUGGGUGCUACCAUGUCUAGUCUUUCUAUAUGCAUCAGAAUCUUCAUCUUUGAUACAGGGUGAUGUUAAUAACAGAAAUGCUGGAUUUAUAGAUACCUUAAUUUUCAUAUCAAACACACCACACAGUGCCUGGUAAACAUCACCUUAACAGUGAUGUUCUUUUACUUGUUUUAUUUUCUAAGAAAUGGAAUUCAUAGUGUUGUUCGGGCCCAAGCUAGCCUUCAGCUCUUGGACUUUUGAGCAGUCCUUUUACUUUAGCCACCCUAGUAGCUGAGACUAUAGUUCUUGGACACUGUAUCUCACUUUACCUACUUUGAAGGGUAUUUAUGUGUUUAUCAUCAUUCCUGAGGGGCCACACUACACAUGCAGACUUCAGAAGACAACUUUUGGAAGUCAGUUCUCUACCUUCAUGUGGGCUCCAGGUUUGGAUAACAAGCACCUUGUCAAAUAAUCUCGAAAGCCUCUUUGUAACUAUUGGAGCCACUUAUUUACUUAGUUAUUUUUAUGCAGGGUCUCACUAUGAAUCCCAGGCUGGCCUAGAAUUUGCUGUGUAGACUAGGCUGGCCUAGAAUUUGAGAUAAUCCUGUCUCUGCCUCAGAAGUGGUAGGGUUAUAGUCAAGCUUAACCAAUAAGAAACUUAACAUUAAACAUUAUUUUGCAUGUUUUCUCUAAGCUCUUUGAAAAUAGAAUGUGCAGUAGCCCUUACAUACAUACCAUUGCCAUAUAGUGCAUACUAAGUAAAUGAAUGAUCUUUAACUGUUUACUCACUUUUACUUAAGUAUAUUUUUCCUCUGAGGUGUGUUUUGUUCCUGAAGAUCCUCUUAAAAACAAGAAAUGAUAGUACAUAAAAUAUGGUCAGUAAAAUACUUAAUAAUAACCUGCUUUUUAAAAUGGACCUAAGAAUG
Molecule: messenger RNA, 12397 nt
Organism: Mus musculus (house mouse)
Lineage: Eukaryota; Metazoa; Chordata; Mammalia; Rodentia; Muridae
Gene: Setd5
Product: SET domain containing 5
Exons: 20
Coding region: 1271-3937 (888 amino acids)
Biological process (GO): chromatin remodeling
Cellular component (GO): nucleoplasm; nucleus; chromosome
Source: RefSeq, a predicted model, not a curated record